AUGCGACUUCCAAGAGCUUUUUCUGUCGUUUUGGCCUCGGCCGCGAUUGUCUCAAGUAGCAUCGUACCACGCUACAAUAACGACAUCGGCUACAAGUUGCAGACAGGUCCCCUCGAUACACCUUGGACCGCCGACGUUGGCACAAAUCCAUGGCCUGAGCACCCUCGCCCAAGAGUCCAGCGAUCGCAAUGGAAGAACCUCAACGGCGUCUGGAGGUGGAGGAAUGUGACGGCUGGCCAAGUCAGCUCACCGCCCACGGGGCAAACGCUCGAACGCGCUGUACUGGUCCCAUCUUGCCUCGAAAGUGCCUUGUCCGGUAUCAUGGAAAAGGGCCAUCUCUACAGCUGGUUCCAGACGUCGUUCGACAUACCAUCAGAUUGGCCAACUGGAAAUCGCGUAUUGAUCAACUUCGGCGCUGUUGACUACGAAGCCACGGUUUUUGUCAAUGGAAAAGCAGUAGGAUUCCAUCGGGGCGGAUACUUUGAGUUUACCUUUGACGUGACCGACCACCUGUCGAACAACGGCACAAACGAGCUACUAGUGCACGCUUUUGAUCCUACUGAUACGGACCGAUAUCAAAUUCCCAUCGGCAAGCAAACUCUGACUCGCGAGGGCAUGAUCUGGUACACACCUUGUACGGGGAUCUGGCAAACAGUUUGGCUCGAAUCCACGCCCAAGGAGUACAUUACGAAGCUGGAUUUGGCUGCUGGAGCGGAUGGUAACGUAAAUGUCACAGUCCACAGCAGUACUAACAGCUCCACUCCAUAUCAGAUUACCGUCCACGAGUUGGGCUCAGAUGUAGCAAAGGCUACUGCUACAGGCAAUAGCGGUGCUCCGUUUAUCUUCAAAGUCGACUCUCCUGAUCUUUGGUCACCCAGCACGCCAACGCUGUACAACAUCACAGUCCAGCUAGCGGACGAUUUGAUCUCGAGCUAUACUGGUUUCAGAACUAUUUCUAGAGGCGUCAUUGAUGGUGUACAGCGCCCGCUUCUCAACGGGAAGUUUGAGUUCUUCUGGAGCCCUCUCGAUCAAGGGUUUUGGCCUGAUGGCAUCUACACCCCACCAACAGUAGAAGCUAUGCGAUAUGACUUGGAGAAGCUCAAAGAGGUUGGCUUCAAUGCGGUUCGCAAACACAUCAAGGUCGAGCCAGCGCUGUACUACAAGGCCGCGGAUGAGCUCGGAUUCCUGAUCAUUCAGGACAUGCCUUCUUUGCGUCCCGAUCUGCCAGAUCCAAACAACGCCUGCGGUAUCAUUCGGUUGGAGGGACCGGAUGCACAGCAAGAGUUCGACAGGCAACUGGGCUUGCUUGUUGAGCAACUCAAGAACUACCCAAGUAUCUUUGCGUGGACUAUUUACAACGAAGAGUGGGGCCAGUCGACAGAUCCAAGCCAGCCGUGGCCCGAGUUUGAGCUCACAGAUCUCGUGCGCUCCUUAGACCCAACCCGUCUUGUGAAUGCAGUGAGUGGCUGGACGGACCACACUGCUGGGGACUUCGAUGACAACCACCACUACUCCACACCACAGUGCGGCUCGCCGUUCUGGUCAGUCUCAGGCUCCGGUCCUUCUGGAUACAACUCUGCAUACGACCCAUCUCGCAUCGGUUUGCAAGGCGAGUUUGGGGGUGUCGGACAGCAACUCAGCUUCGAUCACGCCUGGUUCGACGAUCUGUCCAAGCAGACAGCCUACGAGCUUACAAACACAACUGAAGCCUGGAACUACCGGUCCUUGCAGAACAUAAUUCAACUCCGCGAGCAGAUCGAGUGGUAUGCUUGCUCUGGCGGCGUCUGGACACAGACCACAGACGUCGAAGGAGAGGUCAACGGUUUGCUGUCUUACGAUCGGAGGAUCAAUCGCAUGGACAAAGAGCUGUGGAGCAGCACAAUCCAAUCUCUCUACGAUGCCGCGGCCAAGCGAGGAAACAGCUCUGUAGUGAUCACGGGGAGAAACAAUGGCAUGAAUGGAAUGCAAGAGGUAUUUCCUUGA
Molecule: messenger RNA, 1983 nt
Organism: Ascochyta rabiei
Lineage: Eukaryota; Fungi; Ascomycota; Dothideomycetes; Pleosporales; Didymellaceae
Exons: 5
Coding region: 1-1983 (660 amino acids)
Biological process (GO): carbohydrate metabolic process
Molecular function (GO): hydrolase activity, hydrolyzing O-glycosyl compounds
Source: RefSeq, a predicted model, not a curated record